Molecule: messenger RNA, 843 nt
Organism: Colletotrichum karsti
Lineage: Eukaryota; Fungi; Ascomycota; Sordariomycetes; Glomerellales; Glomerellaceae
Product: 60s ribosomal protein l13
Exons: 5
Coding region: 1-843 (280 amino acids)
Biological process (GO): translation
Cellular component (GO): ribosome; cytosolic large ribosomal subunit
Molecular function (GO): RNA binding; structural constituent of ribosome
Source: RefSeq, a predicted model, not a curated record
AUGAACGCCGGCAGGAGGACCCGCACCGAAAAAUCCCACCCCCAAAGCUACGUACCGAGCACUUCCAGCAUCUCGACGACCCGGCCUAGGACUACUAACCCUUUGAUCGCGACACAGGCACAAUGGUACGUUUGGAUACACGGAUUCCACACGAUCGCCGGCUACGGCAUCGCCGUCGUUGCUGUUUUUACUAACGUACUUUUUCAGGCGAUCGCACACAACCAGCAGAUCCCCCACAACCACUUCCGCAAGGAUUGGCAGCGCCGGGUCAGGACGCACUUCGACCAGGCCGGCAAGAAGCACAGCCGCCGUGUCGCCCGUCAGGCCAAGGCUGCCAAGGUCGCUCCCCGUCCCGUCGACUUGCUCCGCCCGAUCGUGCGAUGCCCUUCGAUCAAGUACAACCGCAAGGUCCGUGAGGGCCGCGGUUUCACCCUGGCUGAGCUCAAGGCCGCCGGUAUCCCCCGCCUCUACGCUCCCACCAUCGGUAUCGCCGUCGACGGCCGCCGCCAGAACCUGAGCGAGGAGUCCCUCUCCAUCAACGUCGCCCGCCUCAAGGCCUACAAGGAGCGCCUCGUCGUCUUCCCCCGCCGCUCCAACAAGCCCAAGCAGGGCGACUCCAAGGUCGACCUCGCCUCCACCGAGAUCUCCCGCAGCACCUCCGCCGCCUUCCCCUUCGAGCAGGUCGUCGCCGGCUUCUCCGAGAUCGCCAAGUCCGACGUCCCCAAGCCCGUCGAGGGCGGCGCCUACCGCAAGCUCCGCGAGACCCGCGCCGAGGCCCGCAACCAGGGCAAGAAGGAGAAGCGCGCCCGCGACGCCGCCGAGGCCGAGGCCGCCAAGAAGUAA